Ochotona princeps (American pika) is the source of this 3425-nucleotide messenger RNA. It is a transcript of the gene PTPN22, whose product is annotated as protein tyrosine phosphatase non-receptor type 22. Gene Ontology annotation, biological process: positive regulation of toll-like receptor 3 signaling pathway; negative regulation of tumor necrosis factor production; positive regulation of toll-like receptor 9 signaling pathway. Gene Ontology annotation, cellular component: nucleus; cytoplasm. Lineage: Eukaryota; Metazoa; Chordata; Mammalia; Lagomorpha; Ochotonidae. Gene Ontology annotation, molecular function: non-membrane spanning protein tyrosine phosphatase activity. The record is from RefSeq and is a predicted model, not a curated record. Bases 442 to 2877 code for a protein of 811 amino acids. The transcript has 21 exons.
CAUUCGGGGUUUCCUUUGGGGACAUGAGGAACAGAGGUGUGAGCAGGUGCCUUUGCGCACACUGCAGACCCUGAGAGAUUUUUCUGGGAAGCAGGCCUUUAGGUAGAAUCGCUGCUUCCCGGUGCUGGAGCGGGAAGUCUCCAGCUCGGCCGACCACACUUGCAUUCUGGUUAGCCUCUGGUUUGCAACCGGGUGUCUUUGUGCAGAAGGAAGGCACUAGGGCCCCGGGAGUUGAGAAGGCGGGUAGCUCCGUGACCACAGAAGCUGCUUGUGCACUAAUUUCCUCUAGAGCGUGCGAUGAAGUCAGUCAACCACAGCCUGCAGCGUGCUCCGCUCGGGCGGCAGCGGCAGCUUCGCAGCGGUGGUGGUGUCUCGGCCAUGAUACACAUCUGACAUGCCCUCCCCCAGGCAGGUCAGCCACGGCUUCUCUGGCUCCACAGCAUGGACCAAAGAGAAGUUCUGUGCAGGUUCCUGGAGGAGGCCCAACUCAAGAACACCCGCAAAGAGGAGUUGGCCAACGAAUUUCUGAAGCUGAAAAGGCAAUUGACCAAGUACAAGGCAGACAAAACCUAUCCCACAACUGUGGCCGAGAGGCCCCAGAAUCUCAAGAAAAACAGAUACAAGGAUAUUUUGCCCUACGAUCACAGCCGAGUAGAGCUAUCCCUGAUAACCUCUGAUGAGGACUCCGAUUACAUCAAUGCCAGCUUCAUUAAGGGGGUUUAUGGACCCAAGGCUUACAUCGCCACACAGGGUCCAUUACCGGCCACACUGCUGGACUUCUGGAGGAUGAUCUGGGAACACAGCGUGCUGGUAAUUGUCAUGGCUUGUAUGGAGUUUGAGAUGGGAAAGAAAAAGUGUGAGCGCUACUGGGCUGAGCCGGAAGGGAUGCAGCUGCAGGUCGGCCCCUUCUCCAUCUCCUGUGAAGCUGAAAAAAGCAAAUCUGACUAUAUCAUCAGGACUCUGAAAGUCAAGUUCAAUAGCGAAAUGCGAACCGUCCAUCAGUUUCAUUACAAGAACUGGCCAGAUCAUGAUGUGCCUUCAUCUAUAGACCCUAUUCUUGAGCUCAUCUGGGAUGUGCGUUGCUACCAAGACAGUGACAGUGUUCCCAUCUGCAUUCACUGCAGUGCUGGCUGUGGAAGGACCGGUGUUAUUUGUGCUAUUGAUUAUACAUGGAUGUUGCUGAAAGAUGGGAUUCUUCCCGACAACUUCAGCAUUUUCCAUUUAAUCCAGGAAAUGAGAACUCAGAGGCCUUCAUUAGUUCAGACUCAGGAGCAGUAUGAACUGGUCUACAGUGCUGUGUUGGAACUCUUUAAGAGACACAUGGACGUUAUCAGAGAGAAACACCCAGAAAUGGAGAUUCAAACGAAGUAUUCAGUUCCUGAGCAACAGCCCAUUCUACAAGCUGGUACUCAUUCUCUAACUUUACCCACAGACACCAUAAAAGAAGUAAAAAUGGUGAACCAGCAGAGCGAACGGAGGACAAAGGCAGAAAAUAUUGAAGAUUCUUCCUUUGACUAUAGGACUUCCCAAAUAUGUACAGAUGAGGGGUUAGAUGCAUACUCCAAGAAACUGAACACUUCGUUUGACUUCUUGGAGUUAAAUUAUGAUUGCAACAGAAAUGCUGACAUGACCAUGAAAUGGCAACCACAGGCUUUUCCAAGAGUUGGAGAACCUCUCCAGAAGCAUCAAAGUUUGGACUUCAGCUCCAUUUUGCUUGGGACAUGUCCUAAUUUCAAACCUGCAGAUGCAACGGGAAAAUAUUUUAACUCAAAGGGACUAGUGGUACGGACCAAAUCAACUCCCUUUGAACUGUUACAGCAGAAAGAAACUAACAAAUCAGACGUUCGAGAAGAUCUUUCUUACUUGGAAUCUCGACGGCACAAUUCUUGCCUGGGGGAGAUGCAGGCUCCAAAAGUAGUGCAUGUUUCUUCAGCAGAACUAAAUUCUUCACUGUCAUAUGAUGCUAAGCACCAAAGUUGCAAUGCCUCUCCUAUAAACCAGUGUGACUCUAACUCUUUUAACAUAUAUUCUUACAUGUCUCUAGUAGAAGAUCCAUAUUUUUCCUCAUUGCCUCCAAGUUGUGCUGGUUCUAAGAUGUCUCUUGAUUUUCCUGAGAAAGAAGAGGAAACUAGUCAUCCUUGUUCUCUGAUGCCAACACCUUCUUCAACUCUCUUCUCUUACUACAAUUCCCAUGAUUCUUUGGCACCAAAUUCUCCAGCCGGUGUUUCCCUACCACCGAACCAACCAGACACUGUUGGGGCUUCUCCAGUGGUUGAUGAUGAAAUCCCUCCUCCCCUUCCUGAGCGGACGCCUGAGUCCUUCAUUGUGGAGGAGAAGGCUGGAGAAUUCUCACCUGGUGUUCCAAAGUGUUCGUCUUCAGCUGGGCAGGUGAACACUGCAACAGCACAGGAAUGGAGUGCAACAUCGGAAGCCAGAGAAUUUGAUGGCUCUGUAAGACAGCGGCCACGUGGGAGAGUAAAACUUCGGAGUCCCAAAUCAGCAGAGCUGCCCCGGGACAGCUCUUCCUCGCCACCACCUCCACUCCCAGAACGAACUCUGGAGUCCUUCUUCCUUGCGGAUGAAGACUGUGUGCUGGCCCAACGUACAGAAACAUACUCUAGUAGCUGUCCUGAAGCCGCGGAGAAUUCAACAUCUUCAAGACAGACGCUGAAGACUCCUGGGAAAGGCUUUACAAGGAGCAAGAGUUUGAAAAUUUUGCGAAACAUGAAAAAGAGUAUCUGUAAUUCUCCACCACCAAGCAAGCCAGCAGAAGCUGUUCAGUCAAACAAGUGCAGUUCCUUUCUGAAUUUUGGCUUUGCAAAACGUUUUUCAAAACCCAAAGGACCAAGGAACCCACCGUCAACCUGGAAUAUUUAAUAUAACUCUGCAGUAAAAGAAUAGAGAUUGCAAGUACAUCUGUAAAUAAAACCACUAGAAUACUGCUAAGUGCAAUAAGUGCUCUCUAUUCUAAACAGCAAUAAUAAAGAUGUGCUAAAGUGUUAACAACAAUCAAGAGGAAAGCAAUAUGCAAACAAGUGCCAGCAGUUUUGCAUUUUCAUAUCACUUACAUUGGGUUGGAAUCUGCAAAUAAAAGGCUGUCACUUGAGCUUAUGUAAAGAAUCCUGCUGGGGGCGGGUGGGGGACUGGCACUGUGGUUAAACUGCUGUUUGUCAUGCUGGCAUCUCACAUCAGAGUGCCAGUCCAGACCACUCUACUGCCAAUCCAGCUUCCUGCUCCCGUGCCUGGGAAUGGAGCUCGAGAAGGUUCUCAGGUGCCAGGCCUCUUCUACCUAUGUGGGAGAUUUCAACGGCGUUCCUGGCUUCAGCCUGCUUUCAGACCUUGUUGCUGUGGCCAUUUGGGGAGAGACAAGUUUUUCUCUCUCUACUGCUCUGCCUUUCAAAUAUAUAAAUAUAUCCUUUAAAUAA